AUGACGCUUCAUCAAAUGCUAUGUUAUGCUGUAUUUCUGUUUUCACCAUCAAAUGUCGGCGACAGUUGUCAGAGCUACUGUAAACCGCCUUUGGUAUGCAGCAACAAAAAAUGCAUAUGCUGGAAAGCUAGGCAAGUCGGCAACACCUGUGUCGUAGACUGCCCACCUCACCAGAAACUGGUCGGCCAAGAAUGCCGGAGAUUCUCUAGACUUUUGGAGACCUGUCGCGCUGACCAAGAUUGUGAACCCGCACUUUCUCGCUGUUUCAACGGCCGUUGCGUUUGCAGAGAGAAUACCAUCAAGAGAGGAGACAGAUGCGUUGCAGCAUGUCCAGACGGAACUCUGGCCACGCAGGUUUGUGAGAAAACCGUUGUCGGCGACAACGAGUUCAACAAGUACUCGCAGUCGACGGACACCUGUCCCGCCGGCUAUCAUUGUGUGACGUACGGGAAGCCGUUGGUCGGUCAUUGCUGCCGUCUGUACUGUCCGUACGGAUCAGCGGAGACGAGUAAAUCGUGCGAAGCCGGUGCACCCAUUCACAGCCGAUGCCCGAUUCUGACGACCCAUUUCUGCCACAGUUUCGAAAGCAACGGUGUCAGUACGAAACUCUGUUGCCCGAGGCCGUGCCGAGAGCCGACCCCGUUCUAUUUCAAAGGCGAAUGCUUGCCGAUGUCUCAUUUCCAUGACCCGUGCGUGACCGAUGGCCAGUGCGAGGGCGGCAUGGGCUUGGCGUGUGUUAGGGGGAGAUGCGAAUGCUUAUGCCCAUUGCACAGCGUGCCCAUAAUGACCAACUGCUACAAAAAGUCAAGACUCGGCGACCCGUGCUUCUCUGACAGUAUUUGUCCUCGAAAGGCCCAAUGCCAGGACGGUCGGUGCGAGUGCUCUUGCAACUAUGUGCAAAGAAUGAACAACUGCAUCAAUCCCGACGAUCCGCUGAACAUCGACGGUUUUCUUCAAGGUUUUCAGAAGAUCUUUGGAGGAGGAGGAGGCACGAAACAGAGGUAG
Messenger RNA from Soboliphyme baturini, 1005 nucleotides. The record is from the annotation of a GenBank genome assembly. NCBI's taxonomy places the organism in Eukaryota, Metazoa, Nematoda, Enoplea, Dioctophymatida, Soboliphymatidae.